CGUUGAUAAGCGAGAGCAGAGUGUAAACAGUGCACAUCAAGUUCUUUUUACUAGUUUUCCACUCAGUUGGGGUGUGACAGGCAUUGCAAACCAGUCGGUUUGUGAAGACAAGUGCUUUGAUAGUUUUGCGAAAAGUACGUUUGAGUAGCGAAAAACAAUGACGAACAUUGACCUGCAACGCGAACGUCAAGCCGCUUUAAUAUCAAGUGAAGAUUUCGCCGAGUGGUGGGCGGGCGGACGCGAUGCACUGCAAGAGCGCCGAGCUUUGGAUAAGCUCUUCACCGAAGAUGACGAUUUCACAGACCCCCAGCACACGUCGCUAAUGUCGCAUAAAGAACUUUACGAGUACACACUUGCGAAAGCGUGCAAAUUUAUAAGUAAACUACGCGAUUGGCAUGCAGCAAAAGCUUACAAUAAAGCCGAAACACAACAAAGUGCAAUUGCAUCAUUAUAUGAUUUUCGUAUGUUGUUGGCCGGUCAGCUGGGUACAGCGUUGUUUCAGCAAAGCUUUCCGCUGCGCUUACAUUUUUCGAUGUUCCUGCCGACGUUGUUAGGACAGGGAACGGAGGAGCAGCAGCGCGAGUGGUUCGAACGCGCUUGGCGCAUGGAUGGUAUUAUAGGCACGUAUGCGCAAACGGAGCUGGGUCAUGGCACAUUUAUACGAGGUCUAGAGACACGCGCCGACUAUGAUAUGAAAAGUGAGGAGUUCAUUUUGAAUACACCAAGCUUGAGUGCGUACAAAUGGUGGCCUGGUGGUUUGGGUCAAACUGCCAAUGUGGCUAUUGUCAUGGCACAGUUGUAUAUAAAAGGGAAGCAUUAUGGCUUACAUCCAUUUUUGGUGCGCAUACGCAAUGCGCAGACACAUCUGCCGGAACCGGGUGUGGAUGUGGGUGAAAUUGGUCCAAAACUGGGUUUGAAUGGCGUGAAUAAUGGUUUUCUGGGCUUGAAGGAUGUACGCAUACCGCGCAAGCAAAUGUUGAUGAAGAACGCAGAAGUGCGUCCAAAUGGACGCUUUGUGAAGGGACCGGAGCCAUUGUUGACCUAUGGAACGAUGGUGUUUGCGCGUGUCAUGAUCGUGCGUGAUGUUUCGUUCGGGCUGCUGCAAGCUGCCACCAUUGCUACAAGAUAUUCCGCAGUGAGACGGCAGAGUCCCAUAGCAGUAGAUCAACCUGAGCCACAGAUAUUGGAUCACACAACACAGCAAGCGAAAUUAUUUCCACAAAUCGCAAAGGGCAUAUUUUUUCGCAUUGCGGCCGACGUUGUGUGGCUUAUAUAUCAGAGUGUAGCUAAAGAGCUGGGUGCUGGGCAGCGCCGCAAUUUGCCCGAAUUGCAUGCUUUGUCUUGCUGCCUCAAGGCGUACUGUUCUGCCGAGGCAGAAGAAGCUGUUGAAAUUCUACGUAAAUCUUGUGGUGGUCACGGUUAUUUGCGUUCGUCGAACUUUCCGGAAAUUUACGGAGCCGUCACAGCUGCCUGCACCUACGAGGGCGAAAAUACGGUGCUGCUAUUGCAAACUGCGCGCUUUCUCGUCAAGCAAUAUGUGGAUGGUCUGAAACGGAAAGUUUUACCAAGCAGCGUAACCUAUUUGCGCAAUGCAACGCCGCCAAAGUGGGGUAAAAGUGUAGAGCUGAAAACUUUGGUGCGUCUCUUGGAGUAUGCAGCUACCGAGAGUGUCCGCAGCGCUUUUGAAUAUCAAAAGAAGCAACGAAAAAUCUUCAAAUCCGAGCCGAUGGUGACCAAUAAAGCGGGUAUACGCUUGAUUCAAUCUGCAACGUUGCAUGCUCGUGCAUUCUUAGCGCGCAACGCAUCUGAAGAGGCGGAAAAGCUUCGCCGACAAUUAAAACCUGCCUUGGCUGAAGUGCUAGUGCAACUAACCGAAAUUUUCGUUUUGGACUUGUGUCUGGCCAGUUUGGGCAAUAUUUUGCUUUCAUUUCCGUUGAACUCACGUCAAGUGGAACAGUUGAAGACUCGCUUUGAGCGCUUGCUCGAGGAGUUUCGCGUCAAUGCCGUCACUGUGGUAGACGGUUUCGACUUCAGCGAUCGUGUGUUGGGUUCAACAUUGGGUUGCUAUGAUGGACAUGUGUAUGAGCGUCUGUUGGCCGAGGCAUGCCAAAGCCCAUUGAACGAGGAACCGGUUAAUCAAACAUUUCAGACUCAUUUGAAACCACUAAUGCAAGGGAAAUUGUAGAGGGUAUUUGUACCCUUUUGAAUAUGCCAUCUUCGCGAGCUUAAAGUUUUUGCUUCGGUAUUCAGACUGAAAUAAUGUAAAAUUAAAUUUGUAUUAUUUUUUAUUCUUUAUUUUUACAAAUGUUUUAUGUUACAAAUAUAUUCGUGAAUUGGUGUUUGGUAA
Ceratitis capitata (Mediterranean fruit fly) is the source of this 2347-nucleotide messenger RNA. Its product is annotated as probable peroxisomal acyl-coenzyme A oxidase 1. Bases 158 to 2185 code for a protein of 675 amino acids. The transcript has 3 exons. Gene Ontology annotation, cellular component: peroxisome. Gene Ontology annotation, biological process: lipid homeostasis; fatty acid beta-oxidation using acyl-CoA oxidase. The record is from RefSeq and is a predicted model, not a curated record. Lineage: Eukaryota; Metazoa; Arthropoda; Insecta; Diptera; Tephritidae. Gene Ontology annotation, molecular function: FAD binding; fatty acid binding; acyl-CoA oxidase activity.